AUGCUCACGGAAACGACAUUAUCACUUAUACAAAUAUUAGAAAAGACUAUAUCCCCAGAUCGAAAUGAAUUGGAAGCUGCUGAGAAAUACCUCGAUCAUGCAGCAGGCACCAACUUUACAACGUUUAUUAAGAUGCUGUCAGAUGUACUGGUACAAGGUGGGAACAGUCAGGUGGCAAGAAUGGCUGCUGGGUUACAGCUAAAAAAUCACCUCACAUCUAAAGACCCCAUUUUGAAACAGCAAUAUCAACAAAGAUGGCUUUCAUUACCUGAAGAUAUAAGGCUUUAUAUAAAGAAAAAUAUUUUAGCAGCUAUUGGUACAGAAAACAGUAGGCCCAGUUCUGCUGCUCAGUGUGUUGCCUAUGUAGCAGUGGCAGAACUUGCAGUUGGACAAUGGAAUGACCUCAUAAAUGUACUAGUGGAGAAUGUUGUAAAUGCUCAAUCUUCAGAGUUAAAGAAGGAAGCAACAUUAGAAGCUAUUGGAUAUAUUUGCCAAGAAAUCGAUGCAGAAGUGUUAACAGAACAAAGUAACCCAAUACUCACUGCUAUCAUCCAUGGCAUGCGAUCAACUGAACCAAGUAAUCAUGUAAGACUUGCUGCAACUCAGGCUCUGCUCAACUCGCUUGAAUUUACAAAAGCCAAUUUUGAUAAAGAAAAUGAAAGAAACUUCAUAAUGGAGGUUGUUUGUGAAGCUACACAGUCCACAGACAUGAGGAUUAGUGUUGCAGCUUUACAGUGUCUAGUAAAAAUACUAUCUCUUUACUAUCAAUACAUGGAACCAUACAUGGGACAAGCUCUGUUCCCUAUUACUUUAGAAGCAAUGAAAUCUGAUGUAGAUGAAAUUUCGCUUCAAGGCAUUGAGUUUUGGUCUAAUGUUAGUGAUGAAGAAAUAGAUCUUGCUAUUGAAGAAGCAGAGGCGGUAGAAGCAGGGCGCCCACCCGUUAGAACGUCAAGAUUUUAUGCUCGAGGAGCAUUACAAUAUCUAGCACCAGUGCUAAUGCAAAAAUUAACUAAACAAGAUGACUCUGAUGAUGAAUUGGAAUGGAAUCCCUCAAAAGCUGCUUCUGUAUGUUUGAUGCUCCUUUCAAACUGCUGUGAGGAUGAAAUUGUACCACAUGUGUUACCAUUUAUUAAUACAAAUAUUAAAAGUGAUAAUUGGCGAUACCGAGAAGCUGCUCUUAUGGCAUUCGGUUCUAUAUUAGGUGGUCUUGAAGCAAACACUCUUAAGCCGUUAGUAGAAAAAGCAAUGCCAACACUUAUUCAAGCAAUGUACGAUUCUAGCGUUGCUGUUAGAGACACAGCUGCUUGGACCUUUGGAAGGAUUUGUGAAAUUGUUCCAGAAGCUGCUAUCAAUGAUAUUUAUUUAAAACCACUUUUGGAAAGUCUUGUAAAUGGUUUGAAGGCAGAACCCCGAGUGGCUGCAAAUGUUUGCUGGGCCUUUACUGGAUUAGCUGAAGCUGCCUAUGAAGCUGCAGAUAUUGGUGACUCCAAUCAGCCACAAACAUAUUGCAUGUCCAACUUCUUUGACUUUAUUAUCCAGCGACUUUUAGAAACAACUGAUCGUCAAGAUGCUGCUCAGCAUAACUUGAGAUCUGCUGCUUAUGAGGCUUUAAUGGAAAUGGUGAAAAAUUCACCUACCGAUUGCUAUGUUACUGUUCAAAAGACCACAAUGGUUAUUUUAGAGCGACUGCAACAAGUUUUACAAAUGGAAAACCAUAUAUCUAGUCAGGCUGAUCGCUCUCAGUUCAAUGAUCUACAAAGUCUUUUAUGUGCCACAUUGCAAUCAGUACUGCGUAAAGUGACACCCGAGGAUGCACCCCAAAUAUCAGAUGCUAUUAUGACUGCACUCUUGACUAUGUUCGCUGGUAAUGCUGGAAAAGCUGGAGGUGUCCAAGAAGAUGCACUAAUGGCAGUAUCCACUUUAGUUGAAGUCUUAGCGGUUGGUCUCACUGGUGACAUUUGCCGCGCCCUAAAGAGUAAGGUGCUUCCAUACUGUGAUGAAAUUAUUUGCCUUUUAUUGGAAAAUCUAGGAGAUCCAUCAAUUCAUCGUUCUGUGAAACCGCAGAUUUUGUCAGUCUUUGGAGACAUUGCCCUAAGCAUUGGUCCUGAUUUUGAAAAAUACUUUGCCAUUGUUAUGCAAAUGUUGCAGCAGGCCAGCCAUGCGCAAGUUGAUAGAAAUGAUUACGACAUGGUUGAAUAUUUGGGCGAGUUGCGAGAGAGCGUCCUGGAGGCAUAUACUGGAAUCAUUCAAGGCCUGAAGGGUUCAACUGGCGAGGUCCGCUCCGACGUGGCGCUGGUGGAGCCCCACGUGCCGGCGAUCGUGAACUUCAUGAUACUGGUGGCGUCGGAGCCGGAGCGGACGGACGGGCACAUGUCGGUGAUCGCGGGCCUCACCGGUGACCUCUGCACGGUGUUCGGGCAGCGCGUGUUGCCGCUGCUCGAGACGCGGCCGCUGCUCGACUUGCUGCAGGCCGCUCGCCGCUCGCGCACACCCCGCACCAAGACCCUCGCCAACUGGGCCACAAAGGAGAUACGCAAGCUCAAGCAGCAGACGCCCCUCACUAGCUGG
This is a messenger RNA of Iphiclides podalirius (scarce swallowtail), 2568 nucleotides long. The record is from the annotation of a GenBank genome assembly. Lineage: Eukaryota; Metazoa; Arthropoda; Insecta; Lepidoptera; Papilionidae.